AGGUCUUACCCCUAGUGGUGCCUAUAUACUUCAACCCUGAAGAGCCUUAUGAGGUUAGGAUAGCUGCUUUUACUGUGAUUUUGUACAGCAAGCCAUCUAUUUUUCUACUAGAACGUGUGGUGUCUGAGUUAUGGAGAGAAGAGAACAAACAAAUUAGUAGUUUCGUCUACACAGCCCUAAAGGCGAUGAGCAAUUCAACCCUUCCUUGCUAUCAGGAGUUGGCUCAGAAUAUUCGACAAGUGGUGGGUUCGAUCAGACAUGUGGAGCUGGGAAUACAGUAUUCACACUUUUAUCAAUCAGACAUUUACGACGCUUCACAUGACUAUGGUUUUCAGUUUCUGUAUGAGAUGGUCCGAAGUAACGUUUCCUCCUGGCCUCGUUCAGGAUAUCUGGCAGCAUUACAUAACACAGGCCCUUUUAUCGAUAUACCAAUUGAGAUUGGAUUCGCUUCCAAAGGUGUGGAUCAGUUGUUUGAUAUUCUAACUAACUCUGACGUGUUGUCAAAGUUAUACUCCAGUUACCCUCGAUGGGAUGCACUGCACGAGGAGAUCCAGAGUUGGAAAGAAAAAAUUAAUCUGGAAGUAAGAGAACCCGAAGAAUUUAUGGCAACAAUCUUCUACAAGCUAUUCGACAGAACAACAUAUCUAGAACUUGAUACGAGAUAUGUCAUAGAAAUACUGGAAUCAGCUUACAAGUGGCUCAGAGAUAUCUCUGAUGAACUGAACAAUGGAGUUACCGGUCGUUAUGUAAAGAUGAUCACACCGUCGGGCAUGUAUAAAGUUGUUCCUUCGGAAAUGGGUUUCCCAUUGCUUAUUUCCCAGCGAAAUCCCAUAAUUUUAUCUGUUUACGUUAAAAAUGCUCGAGUAGAAGUGGUGCCUGCGUCUUCUGGAUUACUUCCUGAUGUCUUGAAGGUCUCAACUUACAUACAGCCUAGCAUUUACUCCUCCUCCCAUACUUUCGGAAUCAUCGUCAACCCUGCUGAACACACCAUGCAUGGCGUGACUGUCUUCCAACAAAGCCACGCUACUCUUCCUGUUGAUGUCAGCCUUGUACUGGUGAAACCAUUCUCUGCUGUUAGUAUAUCUGUCAAACCAAAGACGUCCAAGAUCCUCUACCACAAAAGCGGUGCUGGAACGUUUAUAAGGAGGUCCGCUGUUGCAGUACCAGUUCAUGAGAACUUCUUGGGUGAUUAUGUUCCUAUCCGAACAUUACCAAUCCCCCUAAAAUAUGAUCGGAGAUGCGGCGAAAAAGUAUUUGGAUUGAGAGUACACGUACAAGGAGUAGCAGAAACAAUUUGGUCAGAUACACCAUUCUAUUGGAGCCCCACUUCCACAAGAAAGGGUUUGUUGGCUGGCCUAAUUGAGACUAUCAUUAACCCCGGUAAAAAAUAUCGAGAAUUUUCAGUAUGGAUUGACCAAGACCACCACCAACCUAUCACAGAGUUUACAGCUACUGCGUAUUACAAUCGUUCGGAAUACGGAACGAAAGUCGUCACCGGUUACGACAGGGAAUCUGUACAAUGGCAAUAUCAGUCUGAAGAUUACCUCCAGUACUCAUCUUAUUUCCCUGAAGCAAGCCUGAAGAGAGCUUACCAAUCAAUUUAUGGAUCCCCUUACUCCAUCCCCUCUUUGGAGGACAGCAUCCAUAAGAUGUUAUCUCAAUCUCGUCCUGUCUGGGAAUCCUACAAGGCCAGUGUUGCCCCAGCAAGCACAUUGGAUGCAACCGUUUGUCAUAACGUGUUUGUUAUAUUUGAAGGCAAGAGUACAGUUCCCAUAAUUAGUGUUCUUGACUUCAUAUACGUUUACAAGAUUGACUGGAGUAAGACCUGGACCAGAGUUCACCUGCGGAAUUUCCCCUUUGUACUGUACACGUCACAACCAUACGAGGUAUGUGUAGAUGGUUUCACUGUUUAUCCACCUACACCUAAUGAAUUCUAUUUGGAUCCAAGUUCUACCCAAGCAGAAAGGGUUUACUCAAAGUAUGAGAUAGGAUGGGGUGAACAAUGUUCCUCAGAUGGGCAUAUUCAUAUCCAUUAUGUUGCCCAGAAGAGCCGUGAACAGCUGAAUAGUCCCGUUGAUUCGAGUUCUGUUGAUGUUAGCGUGUCUUCAAUCGCAGAUGUUGCUGGUCUCAGUGAACAGCGACCUCUACCAUGGUACUAUAAACAAUGCGCCAUUGAUACUCACGAGGGCAAGAGUCAAAGCCUUCCUUGCAAACAUGCUAUUGAAGACAGCAAGUUGCUGAACAAUGUGACUUAUGACAUAAAAUAUAGAAAUGUGCCCCUGGUUUUGAGAAAUUUAACGAGGAAACUAGACUUGUUCUUAAAGAUUUAUCUUUACCCAUACAUGGAUAACAAUGCUGUUUCUGUCCAAAACUCUCCCAACAAGAUCCGUAUCAGUUCAGUGGCCGUGAAACAGCUAUCCACUAUACCCUUGCAUAACUUGUACAUCCAAACACCUUGGGAAAACACUUACUAUACUAAACUCUACGCACCCAAUGUGAAACCUUUUUCAACAGCGAUAUCUUUUCUGUCUUAUCUGAAGGAGCAUCUCUACGCUGUUAUCAAUUAUCAAAGUAGCCGUGACUGUGCUUUAAUGGAGGAUUACAUCCGGACCUUUGAUGACGUCACUUACCUUUUGCCAGACACCCAAUGUCAAUAUAUUCUCUUUAAAGACUGCUCUUCAAGUCAUCGUUAUACUAUUUCCUACACCCAAAUGGACCCAUCGACGAAAACAAAGUCCCUGGAUAUGACUGUGGGGAGCCAUUGGAUCCACGUUAGUCCCCCAGUGGUAAAACAAUCGAGAACAGUCUCGAUCAAUGGUACAUUACAUCACUUGACCAUUGGUCAAACACUGAAACUGGCCACUUAUGUUUCUCCAGUGUAUAUUUAUCUACGUUUCACUGCUUCGCCUUCUGAGCUACCAGUCCUCGUCAUUCAAGUCGUAAAAGAAGGUAUAACUGUGGAACAUGACGGGAAGAAUGCUAAAAUUAAGGUGCCUCCUUACUUCAGUGGAACUCAUUGCGGAGCUUGUGGGGACAACAACGGGGAGAGUUAUAAAGAAUUCCUAGGCCCACGGAAAUGUCUUUAUUUAGACAGUCAAGAUUUCGUCAAUAGUUAUGCAGUGGGUGGUCAGUACUGUCAGCAACUUCCACCACCCACAAAACCGGUCAUCUGUCCGUCAUCUAGUCCUUACGUGGCUCAAAGAGGCUCAGAUCCAGGAAUCUUCCCUUGGCCUAACCCGGUUACUGAAUCAUGUUAUCUAAACAAAACUGUCUAUCACAGACGUCAUGGCAACAUAUGUUUCACCACUGAACCCGUGCCAUUCUGUAGAGAAAACUGUGUUGCUAGUGAGUUCCGUGUGGAAGAAAUGCGUGGCUUCCACUGUCUUCCAGAAAGAAGCGACUCCACUCUCCAAUUAGUAACUGAAUCAGAUGUCGGAGUUGUACCACAGCUUCGUAACAAAAGGGUAGAUUAUGAAGAGGGUGUCCCGAGACCAAGUAGCUGUAGCUCUUUGUCUUAAACUUCGUUUUUUAAAGAAAUAUAUUUUAAAUUGAUUUUUUUUCCCUCACAGAAUGUUUUGUCUGUAUAAAUAUAAUUCUAAUUCUAGAAUAAAGCUUUGCACUUUCUUUA
Molecule: messenger RNA, 3628 nt
Organism: Limulus polyphemus (Atlantic horseshoe crab)
Lineage: Eukaryota; Metazoa; Arthropoda; Merostomata; Xiphosura; Limulidae
Exons: 14
Coding region: 186-3518 (1110 amino acids)
Biological process (GO): lipid transport
Molecular function (GO): lipid carrier activity
Source: RefSeq, a predicted model, not a curated record